AUGAGCAUUACUCCAAUAUCUGGUUCAGAACCUUCAGAUUUCCAGACACACGAUUUUAAUUGGCUGGAGGGCCAGUACUCAGAAAUAGAUUUCAUUCCGUUUACCGACACAGCUCUUAAAUCGACUUCUGCUCUGGGUUGUGGAGGAGAAAGCUGGUUACUGGGCUUGAGUUCUACAAGCUUGAACGAUAUAUCUAAUGUUGCACCGCCAGAAACAAGUCGCUCCCCAGCACCGGAAGAAGUAACAAGGGAAUCAUCUCAUUCGGACGGCGUUGUUGACACCAAAAGAGCUCCAAGGAACGCACCACGCAAACGCCCCGGCCGUUACAAAAAUGCACCUGCACAUGUUUUAAACCGUCGACGAGAACAGUGUAGAGUAGCCCAGCAGAGGCAUCGUCAGCGAAAAGACAAUCGUAUAGCUCAGCUUGAAAAGGAGCUGAAAACUUUGAAAGAGGAACACCAAACUGUGUUAAAUGCAUAUAUGCUACUAGAUAAGGCAUACAAAACCUUUGCAACGGAAGUUUCAUCAAAGUUUCCAGAGGGGGUUAGGCAUGUGAGAGGGUUUUACCAGGAGAAGAUUUAAGAAACUGAAGAAAUGGCGUCAGUUUUAAUUCAGGAAGAACUGUCCUAUACACACAACAGGUU
Messenger RNA from Trichoderma harzianum CBS 226.95, 644 nucleotides. RefSeq lists its product as hypothetical. Lineage: Eukaryota; Fungi; Ascomycota; Sordariomycetes; Hypocreales; Hypocreaceae. Gene Ontology annotation, molecular function: transcription cis-regulatory region binding; DNA-binding transcription activator activity, RNA polymerase II-specific. The coding region runs from base 1 to 582 and encodes 193 amino acids. The transcript has 3 exons. The record is from RefSeq and is a predicted model, not a curated record. Gene Ontology annotation, cellular component: RNA polymerase II transcription regulator complex.